Molecule: messenger RNA, 552 nt
Organism: Naegleria gruberi
Lineage: Eukaryota; Heterolobosea; Eutetramitea; Acrasida; Naegleriidae
Exons: 2
Coding region: 1-552 (183 amino acids)
Source: RefSeq, a predicted model, not a curated record
AUGAAUCACGUUACUGCUCAUUACAAGCCUUUAUUGGAUCAAAUUAAUGAAUUGGAAAAUUCGAGAAGGCUUCAGGAAUGCAAGCUGGUGGAAGAGAGGACAAGACACGCUAAGACUCUUAAGGAAUUGGAGGAAUUGAUAAUUGUUUCAGGACUAAGGGCUGAUGAGAGUGUGUAUGAGGAAAAAUUGAAGAGAAUUAAAAGUUUGGAGGCUCAAAUCAAGAUGAAGAAGGAGCAAUCGAAUGAGAUGGACUCUUUCAUCAAGUCUUUAGAUGACAAAAUUGCACAGAUGCGUAAUGAUAUCGAGAAGGCGAAGGGAAAUUGUUCAUUGGUAAAUGAUGUUAUUUCUACUGAACAGGCAGAGUUGGCCAUUCAACAAUUUAUAACUGAGAGCACUCAACUUCAAAAAAAUCUUGAAGAUAUCCAAAACUACAACCAAAUUACAAGAGAGGAUAUCGAGCACCACGAAAGAAUGCAAGAAACCAUCCUUCAGCUCAUAGAAUCAAAAAUUUGUGAAGCUUGUUAUCAACUUGAAAACUCAAUGAUAGAUUAA